Molecule: messenger RNA, 4523 nt
Organism: Anguilla rostrata (American eel)
Lineage: Eukaryota; Metazoa; Chordata; Actinopteri; Anguilliformes; Anguillidae
Gene: llgl2
Product: LLGL scribble cell polarity complex component 2
Exons: 26
Coding region: 322-3378 (1018 amino acids)
Biological process (GO): regulation of Notch signaling pathway; regulation of establishment or maintenance of cell polarity; cortical actin cytoskeleton organization
Cellular component (GO): plasma membrane; cortical actin cytoskeleton; cytoplasm
Molecular function (GO): myosin II binding; GTPase activator activity
Source: RefSeq, a predicted model, not a curated record
AAACAACGUGAUCCAGGAAGCGGACUUUGGAGGAGGAGCCGGCCUGUGCGAGUCAGGUUGAGAACUCAACCCGGGUAAGGGCAGCAGGAAAUAUCGAGGCUGCCAUUUAGGAGCGAAACACAAAAACGGAUAUAUAUAUAUAAGGGUGAAAGCGAGUUACUCCCGCAAAUAUUUUUGGAUUCCUGUAGUAAUUAGGAUACCUUGUGAACGAAGGGCACGUAAAGAAACCUGAAACGGAGAGGGUGGAAACUAAAGUGGACAGCUGGGGCAACGGCCGCUGAGAGUCAGGCAGCAGAGCGGGAGCAGGCUUGGUGAGGGAGGAUGAAGAGGUUCCGGCGACAUGGGCACGAGUCGCAGCGGGACAGGCUAAAGCAGGAGCUCUACCAGUUCAACAAGACUGUGGAACAUGGAUUCCCCCACCAGCCCAGUGCUCUGGGUUACAGCCCUACCCUGCAGCUCCUGGCCAUCGGUACUCGUUCCGGCGCUAUCAAACUGUACGGGGCUCCGGGAGUGGAGUUCAUGGGCCUCCACGACGAGAACGCCACAGUCACUCAGGUGCACUUCCUCCCACAUCAGCUUGAGAUGGUGACUCUGCUGGAUGAUAACAGUCUGCACAUGUGGACGCUGCGGGCACACCAGGGCGUGUCCGAGCUGCUGGAGAUCGGCCGCUUCACACUGACCGGCCCGCCAGGCGCCCCCCCGAGUGUGACGCGGGUAACUGCAGUGCUGGCGCACUCGUCCGGGGAGCUGCUCCUCCUGGGCACGGAGGGAGGCCACGUGUUCGUGGUGGAGGUGCCCGGCUUCAGGGAGCUGGAGGAGCGCAAUAUCAGCGUGGAGGAGGUGCAGAACAGUGUCCCAGAAGACUACGUGGGCCGCAGGAACCUGGAGAGCGUGGAGGCCCUGCAGGAGAACCCGCUGAACCCGCGGCAGGUGGUGCUGGGGUACGGCCGCGGCCUCAUGGUGCUGUGGGACCUGGACGGCAAGCGCGCCGUGCAGCUCCUCCAGGGCACGCAGCAGCUGGAGAGCGUGUGGUGGAUGCCGGACGGAGGCCAGAUCAUCAGCUCUCACAGCGACGGCGGCUUCUGCCGCUGGACGGUGACCGGGAAGGGCUCGCUGCAGGAGCCCGACGAGCAGGACACGCCCUACGGCUCCUUCCCCUGCAAAGCCAUCUCUAAGAUCGUGCAGCUGCCCAACGCAGAAGGGCCCCCGUUCCUGGUCUUCAGCGGUGGGAUGCCCCGCGCCAGCUAUGGGGACAGGCACUGCAUCUCCAUCAUCCACGGCAAGACCCACGUAGCGCUGGACUUCACCUCCCGCAUCAUCGACUUCUUCAUCAUCACAGACGAGAAGCACAGAGGUGAGCCAUGCCCGCUGGUGGUGCUGGUGGAGGAGGAGCUGGUGGUGGUGGACCUGCUGACGGACGGCUGGCCGGUGAUCCAGACGCCCUACCUGGUGCCGCUGCACUGCUCGGCCAUCACCUGCUCCCACCACGUCUCCUGCAUCCCCCUCAAGCUGUGGGAGCGGGUGCUGGCGGCCGGGGCGCUGCAGAGCACACACUACUCAGGCAGGCUCUGGCCCGUGAAUGGAGGGCAGAACCUGGCUCCAGACCCCCCUCAGAGGGACCUGCUGCUCACAGGGCACGAGGACGGGACGGUGCGCUUCUGGGACGCCUCGGGGGUGUGCCUGUACCCCAUGUACAAGCUGGGCACGGCGGGGGUCUUCCACACCGACGCCGACUUCAACGACAACAUGAACCAGGGCGCCGACGGGGAGUGGCCGCCGUUCCGGAAGGUGGGGAACUUCGACCCCUACAGCGACGACCCUCGCCUGGGCAUCCAGAAGAUCCACCUGUGCAAGUACAGCGGCUACCUGGCCGUGGCCGGCACGGCAGGGCAGAUCCUGAUGAUGGAGCUGAACGACGAGCCGGCCGAGCAGGUGGUGGAGGCCUCGCUGGUGGACCUGCUGCAGGGCCAGGAGGGCUUCCGCUGGAAGGGCCACGCCCGGCUGGAGGUGCGGGAGGAGCCGGUCACCUUCCCGCCCGGCUUCCAGCCCUUCGCCCUGGUGCAGUGCCAGCCCCCCGCCGUGGUGACGGCCCUCUCCCUGCACUCCGAGUGGAAGCUGGUGGCCUUCGGCACCAGCCACGGCUUCGGCCUGUACGACUACCUGCAGAGGAGCCCCGUGCUGGUCCGGUGCACGCUGAACCCCAGUGACCAGCUGGCCAUGGAGGGCCCUCUGUCCCGUGUGAAGUCCAUUAAGAAGUCCCUGCGCCAGUCCUUCCGCCGGAUCCGCCGCAGCCGCGUGUCCAUGCGCAAGCAGCACGCCAACAACGCAGCCAAGCUGCAGGAGCUGAACGCGAGGCUGGAGGCGGAGCUGCAGGAGAUGGAGCUGGCUCCGGUGCAGAGGAAGAUCGAGGCGCGCUCCUCAGACGACUCCUUCACCGGCCUGGUCCGCACACUCUACUUCGCCGACUCCUUCCUCAGCGACGCCGCCCACAGCACUCCUUCGCUUUGGGCGGGCACCAAUGGCGGCAGCGUCUUCGCCUACAUCCUCCGCAUCCCCCCCGUGGAGCGCAGGACCGAGGAUCCCGUCACAGCCCACCCCGCGAAGGAGAUCCAGCUGAUGCACCGCGCGCCGGUGGUGGGGCUGGUGGUGCUGGACGGGCACGGUGCCCCUCUGCCGGAGCCCCUGGAGGUGGCCCACGACCUGUCCCGCAGCCCCGACAUGCAGGGCUCGCACCACCUGCUGGUCGUCUCGGAGGAGCAGUUCAAGCUGUUCACGCUGCCCAAGGUGAGCGCCAAGAUGAAGCUGAAGCUGACGGCGAUGGAGGGCUCGCGCGUGCGGCGGGUGGGCGUGGCCUGGUUCGGCAGCAGCCGGGUGGAGGAGUACGGGGAGAGCGGGCUGGUGGUGCUGACCAAUCAGGGCGACCUGAACGUGCUGUCGCUGCCCGGCAUCAAGAUGCAGGUGCAGUACCCCUGCAUCCGGCGCGAGGACGUCAGCGGCAUCGCCUCCUGCGUCUUCACCAAGCACGGCCAAGGGUUCUACCUGAUCUCCCCGUCUGAGUUUGAGCGCUUCUCCCUGUCCGCCCGCUGGCUGGUGGAGCCCAGGUGCCUGGUGGAGGUGCCCCCUCGCCCCUCCGCCUCCGCCCGCGGUCCCCUGCCCCGGUCGGAGCCCGACGGGGUGCCCACGGAACGCAGCGGUCACAAGAGUGCCGGUGGAGGUGGUGAGAGCUCUGCCAGACGAGUAAUGGAGCAUGCUUUGCUGAAUGACGAGCAGGUGCUCCAGGAGAUCCAGAAAUCUCUAGAAGGAGAUCAGAUGACGUACCUGGAGAAUAAUAUGAAGGGCUUGUCGGCAGGAGGCAUGGUGAUGAGCAACGGAGAAUGAGCCGCCCAUUGCUGUGCCUGAAAGACCCUGGGAUCUGCCAGCAACGCCAACGACACUAUUAUUAGCACCACUACUGAACCCUUACCCUGCUCCGGGAGGGGGCCUCGCUGACUCAUUGCUACUGUACUGGGAGGAGGGGGAGAGGGACGACCGCCUGUGCCUCUGCCAACCGCUGUACCUCUGCCUGCCUUCCAUAGCCACCCUGCUGUUUGCCCUCCCGCGACCUUCGACCCCCUCGCUCCUGAUCCCCACCAGCAGGGUCCAGUUUGCACAUCAUGAACCCUCCACCCCUGUCUUCUGUUUUUAGAGACAGGAAAACGGGGUCAUUGAGGAAUGUUAUUAUUUUUUUCUAAAGGGGAGCACCUACUUCAAUGAUUAGUUUAUUAUAAUUUUUUUUAUUCUGCAGUGCGUUUGAUUUGACCUGUGUAAUUUCUCUGAAGACUAGUCCUUUUGAUUUUAAAUGCCAAAUCCAAGAUGACUGGCUUAACAAGGGAAAAGAAGAGAAUGCAGGGGCAUAUUUUCAUUUAGCAAAAGAACAAUGCUGAAAUAAGCAUGAUGUGCUUAAGUGUGAAGAAAUACGGGGUUGAAUAUGAAGCGUAUUAGAAAUGAAUUUCAAAGUGUACACAUGAGAAACUACUUACAAACCACUUGUGUAAAACUCUGGGCAGUAUUCACAAAGCAUUAGUUUUCCAUUCCAGAGCCUUUACUGUCCUUGCAAGUGCACCUGUGGUUCAGUAGUGCAGUCAAUAGAUCUUAAGUCUUUGAGGUACUUUUCUACUGUGUAGCAUAUUUUUUGACUUUCUAUGGGAACAACUUUCUACUGGGUUUUUUUUAAUGUAAACAAUGGACAAUGUAAUUUAGGAAUGUAAUUUUUAAAUAUUGUAGUCAAAUGUUUAAUAUAUAUGUAUAUUAAAAUUGUUCCUGUUUUUAUGGAUGGAUAAUUUUAAGGGGGGUUGGCUGCUAUAUUCUAAUGACAAGGAAAUAUUUUGGUACUGUUUCUUGAAAUGCUGGGUAUUUUUUAGCAUUUUUUUUUUUCGUUUAGAUUAUAUUUUUGUAGCGAAUCAACGAGUAUGAGAACCCUAAUUGUGACAUGUAACUUCACACUACAGUACAUCCUGCUGCAAGAGUAAACCUUUUCACAAAAA